AUGAAUAUAACCGACGAAGCAAGAAAAAUAGGUGAAAACGAUCAGAAGAAGAAGAAAGAAGAAAGAAAUGCCAGGUUGAAAGAUUUCAUCGACAACACAACUCUACAUGGAGCGAGAUAUGUUAAUGAAAGAAACCCUGUCCGAAAACUAUUUUGGAUUGUAUGCCUAAUAGCUGCGUUCGCCUACUGCGUUAGUCAAACCAUUGACUCCAUACAACAUUUCAGGUCAAGGCCUUACGCGACAAUCAUCGAAAUGAAGCAAGAAAAACYGCAGAAAUUUCCAGCCGUGAGUUUUUGUAAUCUAAACAUGCUGAAUACCAGAAAGUACCGUGAUCAUGUGAAGAUGAGAUUUCCCGGUACAUCGGACAGUGAAAUAAACGCUGAUAUCAAAUACAUGGCGAGGAACUUACGGAGAAUUAUUGAAACGACGUUUYGCGUUAACUACUCCAGGURCUUSCCCURGGAAAAAAACUUGACAAAUUCGACCAGAAUGAAWURAUUCUACACAAKCGAUACAGCAAAGAGAAGCCAUCUUAUCCAAGAGAUGCUUCUGCCUAAAGAGCUGUUCUCCUGUMUGUACAAUUUUAGACCAUGCAAUGCCGACGAUUUCGACCCAGUAGACAUAACUCCUUACGGCAGAUGCUAUACCUUUCGACCACGGAACAGAUCUGUUAAAUUCACAGGCAGUGCAACUGGGCUCCGGCUCGUGCUGAACGUGGGCUUAAGUUCAUACUUGGACAAUGGUUAUAAUCUUAACGUUGGCUURAUCGUUGCUGUCCAUCCRCAUGGUACURCUCCAAAUAUSAACGAAGGUUUUUACACCCUGUCUGGCGCUUARACGUCUUGUGAAGCGAGGCGAAAGCAGUUUAUUAGUCUUGAAUUUCCAUAUCCAACAGCAUGUGGUACAAUGAAGAAUUGGAAAUACGAAAAAAAGAAAUACAGGCGAAACUUGUGCUACUAUGAAUGCUACCAGAGGGAGGUUAGGAAGAAAUGCAACUGUUCUCUGGAUGAUACUGGCACUGAUGGUUACNCUCAACGUAAUAUUGGAGGUAACCUUGGCUUGUUUCUUGGGAUGAGUCUUUUAACAUUAACAGAAAUUGUAGAAUUUGCUGUCAUCGCAUUGUGGAAUAGGAUGUGCCGCAUGGGUGGUAAGAAGGUUAACGUUACCCAAGAGUGA
Messenger RNA from Exaiptasia diaphana, 1176 nucleotides. RefSeq names its product acid-sensing ion channel 1-like. The record is from RefSeq and is a predicted model, not a curated record. Gene Ontology annotation, molecular function: ligand-gated sodium channel activity. Gene Ontology annotation, biological process: sodium ion transmembrane transport. Gene Ontology annotation, cellular component: membrane. The transcript has 4 exons. The coding region runs from base 1 to 1176 and encodes 391 amino acids. Lineage: Eukaryota; Metazoa; Cnidaria; Anthozoa; Actiniaria; Aiptasiidae.